AUGAGUUUGGUUGGAAAAGUUAGGAGUUUGAUUUCUCAAGGCGUUUACUCUGUUGCUACACCAUUUCAUCCAUUUGGUGGUGCUAUUGACGUGAUCGUUGUGCAACAAGAAGAUGGUUCGUUUCGUAGCACGCCUUGGUAUGUUAGGUUUGGUAAGUUCCAAGGUGUUCUCAAAGGCGCAGAGAAGUUUGUGAAGAUCUCUGUAAAUGGCACCGAAGCGGAUUUCCACAUGUAUCUUGAUAAUUCUGGUGAAGCAUAUUUCAUCAGGGAAGUUGAUCCUGCAGCUAGUGACACCAGCAGUUUGAUUACAGGGAGUGAGAAUAGCAAUGGCAAUGAGACUAACGGCGUUGGUUUACGAAUUGAGCAUAGUUUAUCUGACGCUGGUGCUGAGCAGUUGCGAGAGGGUUUCAACUCUUUGAGUCGGCUGGAGAGGUCAGAGUCUGAUUGUAAUGGGAGGUUUUAUGAUUUUCAGGAUGAUCCGCCUUCUCCUACCUCGGAAUAUGGUAGUGCUCGGUUUGAGAAUCUGAAUGUGGAAAAUUAUGGGGAUUCUCCAGGCUCAGAUUCUGAAGUGGUUUUGGUGAGUGUUGAUGGACAUAUACUAACAGCUCCUGUGUCAGCGGAAGAGCAGCAGGCUGAGAAUUUACGGUUAAACACUCCUCAGUUUCAUUUGGCUCCUGGUGAUGGGACUGAGUUUUGUGAAGGUAAUACCGAGUUUGCUUCGUCAGAGACUUCGUGGGAGACUGAGUAUAUCAGCAAAGUGGAGUCAUCUGAUGCUGUUAAUAUUGUAUCUGAAAAAGUAGACAGCGUGUGUGAUGAGCGUAUCGAUUUAGAUUCCCAUUCUCAUGGUGAUACCGAAAAAGAUUCUGAAAGAGACCUUCUUGGGAGCUGUCUGGAGCAGUCAGAGUCGGACGAACAAGGUCUCUCUUUUGAGGACCGGAAUCUAAAAGAAGGCGAGCUUCUACCUAAUGCCAUCAUGGAAAAUGAGAGAAGUGAAGAUGAAGUGGCUAUUGAAACAAGAAAUACUCUUGUUACUGGUUCUGAAGCUUCUAUAACUCAAAUAACAACAGAAGAAGUAAAAACAACUGAGGAGGUCAGGAUUUCGGUUGAUUCUAAUACCGAGUCAGAAUGUAAGGAUGAACAACCAAGAACAUCUGCAGAAACUGCCAUUUUGAUUGACAACCAGGAAGGCGGGAUUGUAGAAUCAGACGAUCAGGCUCCUGACAGAGUCUCUAUAGAUUCAACGAGGGAGGAUGAUGAGCAACAGAGUCCAUCUAAACCGACUGAGGAGGAUAACGAGAAUGGGAAGACUGUGGAUUCAGUGGCUACGACUUCUGGUGUGGACUUAGCGAAACCUGAUAAAGGAUAUGAGCUAUCACUUUGCAAGGAUGAGCUUCGUCAGGGUAUGGGACUUAGCGCAGCUGCUGAGGUCUUUGAUGCGCAUAGGAUCUCCAUGGAAGAGUACAAAAAUUCGGCAACAUCAAUUCUUGAUAGUGAAAACCUGGUUGUUAGGAUUGGAGAAACGUAUAUGCCAUGGAAGAACGCUGCUCGAAUUGUGCUUGGGAAAGCUGUGUUUGAUCUAGACUUAGAUAUUCAGCCAGAAGACGUGAUUUCUGUGAAAGAAAAUGAGCCGAAGGAAGCUAAGGAUGAUGAAACUCCAGUUACUCCUUCCUCUGGAAGAAGAUGGAGACUCUGGCCCAUUCCGUUUAGAAGGGUUAAAACAGUCGAGCAUACAGGUAGUAACUCCUCGAGCGAAGAAGAUCUGUUUGUUGAUUCUGAACCUGGAGAACAGAACUCACCGGAACCAACAGAGAGUCGCCAUGAGUCUCCACGUAGACAACUUGUGAGGACCAAUGUUCCUACCAAUGAACAGAUCACAUCUCUGAAUCUGAAAGAUGGUCAGAAUAUAAUAACUUUUAGUUUCUCCACGAGAGUUCUUGGAACACAACAGGUCGAUGCACAUAUUUACCGGUGGAGAUGGGACACCAAGAUUGUGAUUUCAGAUGUCGAUGGAACUAUAACAAAAUCUGAUGUGUUAGGACAGUUCAUGCCUUUGGUUGGAAAGGAUUGGACGCAGUCUGGUGUAGCCAAGCUUUUUUCUGCCAUAGAGGAGAAUGGAUAUCAACUGCUGUUCCUGAGUGCUCGUGCCAUCGUUCAGGCAUAUCUAACGAGAAGUUUCUUACUUAAUCUAAAGCAGGAUGGAAAAGCUAUGCCAAGUGGUCCUGUAGUCAUUUCACCAGACGGGCUAUUUCCAGCAUUGUACCGUGAAGUGAUAAGAAGGGCACCUCACGAAUUCAAGAUCGCCUGUUUGGAGGAUAUCAGGAAACUCUUCCCAAAGGAUUACAACCCGUUCUACGCCGGAUUUGGAAACAGAGACACCGAUGAGCUGAGUUACAGAAAACUUGGAAUCCCAGAGGGCAAGAUUUUCAUAAUCAAUCCUAAGGGAGAGGUAGCAACAGGACAUAGGAUAGAUGUCAAGAAAUCUUACACGUCACUUCAUACUCUUGUCAACGACAUGUUUCCUCCAACUUCGCUUGUUGAGCAGGAAGAUUAUAACCCAUGGAACUUCUGGAAAAUACCAGUAGAAGAGGUGGAGUGA
Microthlaspi erraticum is the source of this 2595-nucleotide messenger RNA. Lineage: Eukaryota; Viridiplantae; Streptophyta; Magnoliopsida; Brassicales; Brassicaceae. The record is from the annotation of a GenBank genome assembly.